CUUUUUGUAAUGAAUGUAAUGAUGUGAUUCAUCCAUACAUUAUUUUUUCAAAUAAGUAGUAAACGAUUUAAACAAAAACACAAGCUUCUAGAAUUUGUACAUAAAUUUCUGUGAUUUUGAGUGUUUUUUAACAAUUACAUACAUAAAAUGUCCAGCACAAAUUUCAGAGAUCUACCAUCUAAUGAAGAAAUUAUCGAAGACCUAACAAAUGACUUGCAUGAUAACUUAUCAGUAAAUAAUAGUGAAAUUCCAGACUCCACAUCUACAAAACUCACAGAACCACCUGAAGAUUUCGAUCAUUCUGAUACAGAAGAUUCAAUAAUCAUUGAUGAUGAUUUCAUCGAUGAAGCUGCAUUAAAAGAUUUAGAAAUCAGUCUAAGUGAAGAACAACUUAUAGAAAACCAUAUAAAUGCAUUGAAUUACAAAGCACAAGGCAAUGAAGUGUUUAAAUGUGAAAACUAUUUAGAAUCUAUAAGAUUUUAUACUCAAGGGCUGAAAAUUUGCCCUUUAAAGUUCACUGAAGAUAGAGCUGUGCUUUAUGCUAAUAGAGCUGCAUCAAAAGCUAAACUGGACAGAAAACAAAGUGCAAUUGAUGACUGCAGUAAAGCUAUAGAAUUAAAUGAUAAGUAUGUAAAAGCUUACCUAAGAAGAGCUAAAUUAUAUGAAGAAAGUGAUAAACUAGAUGAAAGUUUAGCAGAUUUUAAUAAAAUAAUAGAACUAGAUCCAGGCAAUAGUGAUGCCCAUUCUGCACAAGUCAGGCUACCUCCUUUAAUUAAUGAGAAAAAUGAAAAGUUAAAAGAAGAAAUGUUGGGCAAAUUGAAAGAUUUGGGCAACGUUAUCUUGAGACCAUUCGGACUAUCCACUGAAAACUUUAAGCUCACCCAGGAUCCAAGUACUGGUGGAUAUUCAGUGAACUUUUCACAAAAUUCAAAAUAAAUCUAUGUUUAUGGAAUUAUUAAAUUAUUAUUUGUCUUUAUUUGAAAAGUGUAUUUUUUCUUUUCCAAAAUAA
Ceutorhynchus assimilis (cabbage seed weevil) is the source of this 1009-nucleotide messenger RNA. The record is from the annotation of a GenBank genome assembly. NCBI's taxonomy places the organism in Eukaryota, Metazoa, Arthropoda, Insecta, Coleoptera, Curculionidae.